GGGGCCAGCAGCUGCCCAUCAUGCCUGGGAUAUAGAGAGAAGCGCAGGCAGCGCUGCAGCAGGGAGGGGAGCGAUCGGCAGCACAGAGUUUAGCCGGACAAGAAAUGGCUGAAUCAACAACAUCACCGACAGUUGGUUCCCAGAUCUUCACUUUGGUUCUAUGGACGGCGCUAAGCGUUGCCAUGAUUGUGAUUGGGUCCAUGCAUGUGGGGAACUGCCCCAGGGAGCCCAAUAUCCCCAUUUACCUGAUAGUGGCCGGGGCCUUCCAUUUAGUGGGGUUUUGCCUCAUUCCAUUGAAGAAGGCAGCAGAGAAAGUGACCUACGCCCUAGAGAGCAUCAUCGGGCUCUUCUCCUUCUGCUGGUUCAUUGCCGGUAGCGUUUGGGUCUUCAGAAUCUACCCCGACGAUCCCAGGGCUUGUAACGAUAUGGCCUAUAAAUUUGCCUUUGGAAUCUUGAUAUUUGAGUAUCUCUUUAUAGCCUUGGUGCUCUUCUCCGUCUGCCUCUGUACAUGCUGCGCCGGCUGCCUGGCAUUUUCAGGUGCUGAGCGUAAUGACAGCCAAUAGCUGUUUGGUGCCAGUACAUUAAAUACUGUAGAGUCUGGAUCCAAAUUCCUGCCUAAUUGCUGUGGGGAUGGAAGAAAAAGAAGCCCACCGUGUAUGGAUCUGGAUUAAACUAAUAGCCCUUUAUUCCAGAUGUGGAAGUAUUUUCUUUGAAUAACUAAAUAUAUAUUUUCUAAAACCUAAUCAUAAAUGGUGCAGCCUGGACCUUUCUACUGUUAAAGUGCAGAUUCUCUUCUCUAUUCAACUCAACUGAUGUCUUCACACAGAGCACGUCUUUGGGGUUAUCAGGAGCAAGUCGGUUGUCAUUUUCUGGUUAAACGGGAUGGUGCCAACACAUGGAACUGGGCUUAUAGAGAGGGCAGCUAUAUUUCUAGGGGUAAAUAGCAUAAAGUUGCAGCAGAAAUGAUGGUGGAUAUUGUUCUCUUCUGCACGGCUGAUAGGGGUAUCUGUGGGAAUAGGGGUCUGGUAAGUAGGUAACAGAAAGGAACCAGGUCAGUAAUCUGGGUUUAUCUUUAAGAUACCAAACAAGGGAAACCCAUGCUAGAAUGUUCAGUUUCCCAGGAGCCUGAUGGGGGGCAAUUGUGAAUGGUGAGAUUGAUGUAGAGUUACAAACUGCACCCUAUGUGGCACCCAGAUACAAAUCUGAAAUUUCUAAAUGGGUUUCCUGCAUUUAAACUCUGUGAGGUUAUAUAUGUCAUCAGGGCAUCAGCCAAUCCUAAGGAACUGGCAGUAUGUCACUGGGAAACACUCAAACUUGCUGCCUCUCUCUUUGCUACAGCCCCUGUCAUUCCUACUGCAAGCAGCAGCCAAUCACUGGAAGCUUACUUUUGUACAGUGGUUCCAAGACUGAGGGACAAGGCCCACUGCAGUGGUCUUGAAGCAGUGGCUGGGGGAGAGCCAGUUAGGGUGACAUUUGGCGAGAAGGUCCAUUUGCUCUACUAGACACAUUUGGAAGCCAGUCUUGAGGGAAAGGGUUGAGUAAAGAGGCCUGCAUUCAAGUUGAGCGAUGUCCCAGUAGUUAUGUGAAAUCAGUUGGACCAAUCCAAAAUUGAUACAAUGUAAUCACAUGUAUCUUGCCUUCAAUUCUUAUACAAUCUCCAAAGCCCCAAAGUUCACAUCUUCUCCAUCAUCCUUACACCAUCUAACCCUCUCUUCAUACAGUAUCUCUCUUCUUCACUAAUUCAUCUCUCAUUAACCUUGCCUUUUUCCUACUUUGUAGAAUCAUUGGCCCCCCUAACCCUGGUGGUCUCUCUCAUUUCAAUGUGUGUGGAGCUGAGGGAGGUAUUAUUUUUGACCUGCACUUUAUGUAUCUACUUCCUACUUGCCCGGUGCCCACAUUGCACUGCAGGUACCAAAUGCUACCCACCCUUCUGAAGGACUCUAGCAUAGUCAGCCCUGCUGUAUCUACAUUCAUCUACUUGUUUCUCAAAUACAUUUAUAAAUGUUUUAAUAUAGAUUUGUAUAUAUAUGUACAGAGCAGAGACAUGUUCAGUGUCGCAAAUACUGAUUAGCUUUAUAGUCUGUGAGAGAUGCUCUGCCAUCAGCGUUGGACUGGGCCUGCUGGAGAACUUGACACCAAGGGCUCAGUCUCACAACAAUGAGAUAUGCUAAAUGUUAUUGGUUUUUUAUUGCCCUAUAUUGGAAAUACCAAAAGGCUGAUAUAAACUGACCUUUGUUGGGGCUGAUAUAAACUGACCCUAGUAUUUGGCCCACAGGGAGAUCAUCUGGUUCUCUGGCAGGCCGGUCUGACUCUGUCUUCCAUUAAUAAUACCAUGAAUAAUAUGAUGAAGGCUCCAGAAAUGAAACAUACAUAGUCAAUUCCAUAAAAGUCCAUUCUUAAAGAAGAAUAUAAACAGAAAUGAAGUGUUUAGGCAGUGGUUCCAGCUAUAUUAUAUAAUAAGCAUUGUUUGGUGCCUGUUUAUAUGAUAAUUCUAUCUGUAUCCACCAUUAAGUACUCUCUGUACUCUCCCUAUCAUUUUUACUGCAAAAAUACUACUCACACAAAGCCUAAUGGUAAAUGUUUUUAUAGUUUAUCAAAAACACCAAUAGAAGCAAAAAUCGACCAUGGAGUAUUUUAGAAGUUUCUCAGACAAAAAGGCUUCUGGAAACACACUUCAGGGGUAAUGUGUUGGUCUAGUAGCCCAUAGCAACCGGUCAGCAAAGUUGCAUUUGCUGGUCAUCUGUUUCAAAGCAAUCACUUUAUUGGUUUCUAUGGAUUGUAAGACCUGGUUCCCAAACUAUGAGGCUGCAAGGUCACCUAGGGAAAGCUUUAUGGUGAAUACCUAUUUGCUGACCUAUAUACUCUUGGAAGUGGUGGCUGAAUGGCUCAUACAUUAGUUUUCCUAAAUCAUAUUCUUUUUUUUGAACCAAAACAGUCUGACAACUGCAGCAUUACCAACUUUGCCUACUCUUCUUACAGGAAGUUGCCUUUGUCCUGUCUUGUUUCCAAUCCAGUAGUCAUCUGAACUGAGGGCAGGCAAUGGAUGAGCAACACUACUGCCCAUUUCUGAUGGAUGUUGGAAUAACUAUUUUGAAUAUACUGUAUAUACACGAGUAUAAGCCUAGUUUUUCAGCACCCAAAAUGUCACCCUCGGCUUAUACUCGAGUCGGGUGCCAUGGGUCCCUCUAGACUAGCACCCUCUCUCCUUUGUGUGCAAAUUAGGCCUGCAACCAGACCCUCCAGUGCCCUGGGCCGCUCCCAGUCGCAAUACUUAUUCCCCCUUACGUGUCAUCCAGGACCGGGUCGGCUGGCAGUUUGCCAAUGCGCAAUGAGCAUGGGGUAGUACUCAUAUUGUUUUUGUUGACCCUCUUCCCCACUUACAGAGCUAGUUUACUGUUUUUCUUUGAAAUAAAUAUUGAAAAACAUAUAUCCCACUGAUGCCUCAAUUAAUGUAAUUUUAUUGGUAUUUAUUUUGAUUGUUAAAACUUAGCAGUAGCUGCUGCGUUUCCCACCCUAGGCUUAUACUCGAGUCAAUAAGUUUUUCCAGUUUUCUUAGGUAAAAUUAGGUACCUCGGCUUAUAUUCCGAUCGGCUUAUACUCGAGUAUAUACGGUAACUACAAUUAUUUUAUGUACAACCUUGUUCAGAAAUGGUGAAAAUGAUGGCAGCAUAUACAUACAGUAGAGCCUGUGGAAUGCUCAGGCAGGGUAGGCUCCUCAAAAAAGGAAUCAGAAGAUCUUGACCAGUCUUCAUACCUUUUUCAUGCCCCAUAUCAUGUUUGUCACCCCUGUUUUAUCUUCCCAUUUAUGCAUUUCAAUAUUGGUGCUUGCUUGAGAGAUUAAUUGCUACUGUGCCUGAACUGAUCAUGGCAAAAGUAUUGUUUUCCACUACAGUGAAUAAGUCUGUAGAACUUUUAUCAUAUGACAUGAAGCAUCUUAUUGCAGCCAAGGGAGCCAUAUUGGGAUGUACCUACUACGUUCCAGUACUGUAAGGCAUAUCCCCUUGGCCGUAGUCUUAAAGAAGGAUUUUAGCUUGAGUUUCUCCCCAGUUUCUCCAAUACUUGAACUCACAGUAUUUAUUGUCUCAUACAGAGCUGGCCAGGCACCGUGAAGGUAAGGGCCAUUCUGGAGGAAACAUGUUCCCUUAUUUUACUCAUAGCAAGAACUGAUGAGUAUAUCUGUUACAAAGAGUCAGCGGUUGGCAAUUCAUUGUCAGACUAAUGGUUCUGGGUUCAUUUUCCAAGAUUUCCUAUGCAAAUAAUGUACCAAUAGAUCAAUAUUGUAGUUUUAUUUUGAUUUGAUGCUCUGUGCAUUGCCAACAUUAAAAAAAAAUGAGCUUUUCUGUUUGAGAAAUAAAACAUGUCUACAUGGUCAGAUGU
Molecule: messenger RNA, 4377 nt
Organism: Xenopus tropicalis (tropical clawed frog)
Lineage: Eukaryota; Metazoa; Chordata; Amphibia; Anura; Pipidae
Product: transmembrane protein 272
Exons: 6
Coding region: 105-563 (152 amino acids)
Source: RefSeq, a predicted model, not a curated record